AUGGCGGGGGCGGCGGCGGGGCUGUGGCGGCUCCGGGCGGCCGCGGGGCUGUGGCCGCUGCCGGGCCCGGCCGUGCGGGGCCGGGCGCUGCCGCCCGCACCCCGGAGCCGCCCGCUGCUGCCCGCACCCCGGUGCCGCCCGCUGCUGCCCGCACCCCGGUGCCGCCCGCUGUCGCAGCUGCCGCCGGGCCGCGGCCCUCGGGCGGGCGCGCACAGGCGGGUCGUGUCGUGGCGGUCGCUGGCGGCCACCGCGGUGCUGGGCGGGGGGCUGCUGGCCGGCAUGAAGGUGGUGAAGCGGCGCAAGGAGGAGAAACUGGAGAAGGAACGAAACCGAGGCAUUGGGAAGCCGCUGCUGGGAGGGCCCUUCUCCCUCGUGAGCCACGAGGGACAGCCCAGGACCAGCAGGGACUACAUUGGCCAGUGGGUGCUGAUCUACUUUGGCUUCACUCACUGCCCUGACAUCUGUCCUGAUGAACUGGAGAAAAUGAUUGCAGUGGUGGAUGAAAUCGAUCGAAUUCCAUCUUUGCCUAAUCUGACCCCACUCUUCAUCACCAUCGAUCCUGAGAGGGACAACCAAGAAGCCAUUGCCAGAUAUGUCAAAGAAUUUUCUCCGAAGCUGGUGGGAUUGACGGGUAGCAGGGCACAGAUUGACCAAGUGGCUAAAGCAUACCGUGUGUACUACAGCGAAGGGCCCAAGGAUGAGGACAACGAUUACAUAGUGGAUCACACAAUAAUUAUGUACCUCCUCGGCCCCGAUGGUGAAUUUGUGGACUACUAUGGCCAGAAUAAGAAGAGUGCUGAGAUUUCUGCUUCCAUUGCUGCACACAUGAGAAAAUACACAUCCUAAAGCAGAAGGUCCUCAAAGAUUGCUGUGAAUGUCACCUGUGGGUUUGGCUGUGAUUGGACAUUGGAGUUAAAGCAGAAGCACACAAGUGUAACAUCCUGUCAAGCAGGUCUCCUUUCUUCCAAAUAAGAAAGGUUAUCCAUGUUUCUGCAAAUUCCCAUUGCCAAAAAUUUCUACAGAGCCUUCCCCGUGGAUAUAAUUUCCAACAAGAUCUCGGGUACAGAAUAAAAUUUGGGACUUCUCUGAAACAUUGCUGGGAGCAAAGGAUGGAAAGCACUUCUCACUUGGGAGGAACGUGUGUGUUGCUGGGAAAAUAUUGCUGGUAAAACAAUUGCUGGUCUGGCAAGGACAGCAGUCACUGCAGGAGGAUUAUUUGAUGCAAAGCCAUUACUUGAUGGGGCCAUGGCGUUCUCAGAGGAGCUCUGCCCUCUGGUUUCUCUGCACUGUUUUGCUUUCUAGGAGAGGCAGUUGCACUGUUAGAAGCUGGGGAGCCUUAAGAGUGUUGCUUUAUCCAGGUUGAGAAGGUGAAGAGCACUGAAAGCACCAGCAGCUUCCACACAUGGGACCAGCCCUGUAGCAAGCCUGAUCAUUUCAUCUGAAUGCAGAAAUGAAUUGUCUUUUUCUGGUGAUUUUUCCAGGUGAACACUGUUCACUUAUAAGGAAAAGAGAAUUGAGUUGCAAAUACGUUUUUCUUCUGGUGCAGAUGAUGGUGUGUGUAGUUGCUCUGCUUGUGCUAGGGGAAGUGGGCAGGCUGGAUGGGGGCUGUGUCCAUGCACAGGGCUGGCAAUCAGAUACAUUUUAUGCAGUGCAGCAUUUGAAAAUAAAGAUUGAUUUGUAUAGGCAAUAUAUAUUUUUAUUUCCUUAGGUUUGACUGGAAUGUCAUCAGAACUUUGUAUACUGGUCAAACUUGCUCUGCUUUCCUUCUUUUUAGAAAGCAGUAUUUAUUUCUAGUCAUGCACAUCGGGAGCUGAAUGUGCUUUUUUAAGCUGAACCUCAGAGAAUGGCCCAAAGGAGACAAACCAGAACAGCUCUUGGUGUGAGUUCCAGAGGGUCUUAGACUGAACACAGGUGUUCCUGCAGGUAGCACUGGUGUUCUGACUGUGGGGGUUGGAAGAGAACAUUCCCAUCCAAGGGAAGGUGCAAAGCCUGUGGAAAUUUUCUGUCUUUGCAAAAUUGUGAAAAACUGUAAAUUUCACCUGUUUCAGAGCAGUGGCAUCUCAUGAAUUUUUACACAUGUUGGAUUCUUGCUCUCUUCCAUGGGUUUCACCUUCAGGUCUGUAUUUAUCUGAUCCCUUGUGAUUUGUUUGUGUUUGUGGAGUCCUCAGGGCCCAUCUCUGCCCCAUCUCUUACCAUCCUGUGGCUGUGCUCUGCACAACAGCCUCUGUCUGCCCUUCUCAAGGUCUCUGCUGUCACAUCAGGCCUGUAUUUUAAAUAUUGCAGCAGUUUGAUAGGGCCAAAUACCUUUUCUGCUCAGAGGACAGUCUGGAAAAUCAUGAUUGUAUGAAGCAGUGGUAAGUAAAAAUAAAUCAGUUAGAAGCACCUGCUCAGAAGAAAGAAUUGCUGUUACAGCUGAGCCAAGUUAAAGCAGAAUUUGGACAAGGCAAACCUCUGUCCUGAGGCUUUGCAAAUUCAGCACAUGACCUGCAGCCAGGGAAGAGUCACCUGUUACACUGAUUUCUCUAAAGCUCAUUUCAGCUGACUCGUACCACAGAGACAAAUACAGGAUUCCUGUCUUCUCCCUAAUGUUUUGGCAGCAGUGCUGUGUCCUUUACCUUGUUUUUCUGUGCCCUGAAAGGCAGAACCAGCUGACCCAGGAAGCUUGUGGCAGACUGGGGGGAAGUGUGGCAAAGGCCCAGAAAGAUUUCAGAUGGAGUGACCUGUCCCUUGCCUCAUGGCAGUGGGAGCCACUGAUGUCCUGCUUUUUCAGCCUCCCAAUUUGACCAUGCCAAUUACUUUUCCCUUGGCUUUUCCAGGAGGGAGACUUUCUUUGGAAGUGAGGAGUUUUAUUUUUGUCAUGGUUGGUUGUGGGGUUUUGUUGUUCUCUGGCAUUUUUUUUUCUUUUUUCUUGAUUUGGAGUUUUGUUUGUUUAUUAAAACAAAACAAAACAAAAAAAGGUGUUGUUUAGACAACUGUUAGGAUUUCCCUGCCCUGUUCAGUGACAGCAGGGAGCACAGAUGUGUUCCCUGCAUGUUUAGGAGGCCCAAGGGUUUUGCUAAGCACUCACUGGGAGGAGACAGAGCUGCUCAAGCAGGGGAAGGGAGUGUGCUGGGGGUGCUUGGAGAUGCUUUGUCAGCAGAUAUUCAGUAUUUUUCUAGUCCAGUAUUAGAAAUGAAGCAAACUCCCCCUGUACUCAUUGUACCCAAAUUCCCUGUACCCCCAAGUGCAGUGCCCAGCCCACAGGGAGGGAGCUCAGCUCUGGCAGGGAGGGUUUGUGACAGGGCUGCUCUCUCGGGGCCGUGCUGGGUGCUGGUGUGGGGCUGAGCAGGGCCAGGCUGCCCAAGUGGGUCUCCUCUCUGAAAACUGUUCCAGGUGACAGGUUUCAUUUGGGAAGCAGAUUUGUCAGAGCCUGGUGCUGUGCACGGUGAACCUGUGCUCCCCAAGGCCUGCAGGGACCCCUGGUGCCCACAGCACACCCAGCCCUGGCCUGGCAAUACCAGGGGAAAGCAGCAUCUCCUCCGAGGGGCUGACAUCCAUAACCCCAGCUGAGGAGCUGCUGCCAUCCCAGGCUGGGGACCAGUGACAGGAUGUCUGAGGAAUGUGGAUUGGCUCCAUUUGUCUACCCAAGGAAGGCAACACAUUCCUCGUGUGCUGCCUGCAUAGCCCAUGGAGGAGCUCAGCUAAUGAGUGACACUUAAGCCACACGGGUGAGGCUUGGCUGUUUCAGGAGUGUUCUCAGCACCAGCCUGGGCAGAAUCAGGGCCUGAAGAGGUGCAGAGUCUGUGACCUUAAACAACUGCAAAAGCCCUGUGUUGCAUUUUCAGUCCAGAUCAUGGAAGGACUCGGAUAAGAAGGACUCUCAGGAGGUCUGUAGUCCAACCUCCUGCUGCAGCCACCCAGAGCCACUUCAUCCUUGUUCACAGCCUGAGGAAGAAAGCAAGCCUUCCUCAUCUCCAGCUUGGGUCAAGGUCAUGUGUGGAUGGAGAUGCCAUUGCUCUUUCCCCCCUUGUGCAGUGCCUUUGAAGAUAUCUACAUUUUCUGAGCCUUUUCUCACUUGGUCAGACUUGCCUGGUCCCAGCACCGACCUGGCAUUCCUAAGGUGUGCUUCCAUCAGCCCACAGCCAGGAUCUGGGAUGAAUGAAGGCUCUCACAUGGUCUUCAGUGAACUGCAGGAUGGAGCUGGAGGCUGAGAAUUGUGUUGGGCUCUUCAGCACCUCUCUGCAAACCAGUAUGUGUUCUCAGUCAGGUGGAACAAGCGAGGCAGGGACUGCUGAGGAGUCAGAGCUGGGAACAGCCUGUCCCAAUGCCCUGAGGUUGCUGGUUGCAACCAAGGCUUUCCAGCCCCUGCUGCUGAAGCAGUGCACUCACCUGGAGCUUCCAGGAGCUGUGGCUCCAGCACAGUGUGUGCUGGGGCUGCUCAGGAGCUCCCCAGCCUUGGGGCAGUGAGUCUGUACUCAGUGAAGCAGAUGUGCUGGUCUGUGCUGCGGGGGGAAUGGCCACAGUCCUUACUUUAGACGUGAACUGACAAGCCCCAAGUUUUACUGGACUGCUCUUAGGUUUGGCCUAAAAGGAAAGGCAAAAAGCUGGCUAUUUGCCUGCUAGAAGAGAAUUUUAAAGUUUGGUUUGGUUCAAUUGGAAACUGAUGUUUUUUAAAGGAAGUUAUACUGGUGGUGGAGUGUCUAGCCCCUGACUUCUCACAGCUCUACAUCAGUUGUACAUGUUGCUGUGGAGAUUUGUGCUGGGGAGACCUGGGCAGGAAUGAUUGCACCUGUCUCUGUGCAAGAGCCAACUCAUUCCAUGUUUUAAGCUGUGUAUUACUAGUUUAAUAAAGCAGGUUCCUUCAGCGUGCCAGGGAACUUACUCA
This is a messenger RNA of Vidua chalybeata, 4864 nucleotides long. It is a transcript of the gene SCO1, whose product is annotated as protein SCO1 homolog, mitochondrial. The transcript has 6 exons. NCBI's taxonomy places the organism in Eukaryota, Metazoa, Chordata, Aves, Passeriformes, Viduidae. Bases 1 to 846 code for a protein of 281 amino acids. Gene Ontology annotation, biological process: mitochondrial respiratory chain complex IV assembly. The record is from RefSeq and is a predicted model, not a curated record.